AUGUUCCGACAGAAGUUCAUCUAUUAUGUGAAGAAUAUCGCUCAAGUGGACACUCUAUUCGAAGCAUCGUUCACGUCACUGUCGGACUCAGGGAAACCGUUUUGUCGAUGCGGCAAAUGCAGGCGAUAUAUGAAACUAGUCGCCACGAGACCGCAACGUCUUUUCUGUUCCACAUGUCAGGAGACCUAUUCCGUGCCGAAUUUCAAGGAUGGUGUUCUUCGACCGUACGGAGAAAAGAAGUGUCCAUUGGACGAGUUCGAGCUCGUCUAUUGGCAUGAGACCUAUUCCGUGCCGAAUUUCAAGGAUGGUGUUCUUCGACCGUACGGAGAAAAGAAGUGUCCAUUGGACGAGUUCGAGCUCGUCUAUUGGCAUGGUUCCGGCGGAAAGCUCGCGAGAAGCUUUGCAUUCUGCCCAUUUUGCUACAAUAAUCCACCGUUUGAAUCAAUGAAGGAAGGCGAAGGAUGCACAAAUUGCCCUCAUCCUGGAUGCCCACAUUCGUACAUGACAUCCGGAGUUUGUGGUUGUCUUCAGGAAUGUGGAGGAGUUAUGGUAUUGGAUCCGCAAUCUCAUCCCAAAUGGAGAUUGACGUGUAACCGAUGUCCGUCAGUGGUGGCGAUGUUCGAUGGAGCUCUGAAAUUCCGUGUUUCGGAAUCUUCAUGUCCAGAUUGUCAGGCGCGUAUCGUAGUCGCAGAAUAUAAAGACAAAAGCCCUUUGCCGGAUGGCAGGACCACCUUCAAAGGAUGUAUGUUCUGCGAUGAAAGCGUCAAGGACCUCGUGAACCUGCAUCACGCCUUUCGAGAUGAAGCUGACCGCAUGCGGCAGCAAUCCCAGCGAGGACGUGGAAGAGGACGGGGUCGAGGCAGAGGCACGACCAGAGGUAUAACCAGGGGCGGUGGCCGAGGGGGCAAGAAAACCAGGGUUUGA
Molecule: messenger RNA, 924 nt
Organism: Cooperia oncophora
Lineage: Eukaryota; Metazoa; Nematoda; Chromadorea; Rhabditida; Trichostrongylidae
Source: the annotation of a GenBank genome assembly